CAUCUAUCUUUAAGAGGAUAGCGCCGGUGCCGUUGUAGGAGCCUUGUAGGAAACCUACCUGAACAUAUAUAUACACCUUAUAUAUAUAUAUAUAUAUAUUUUAAAAAAAACUACAAUCACAGGAUCCAAUAUCAGCAAUCAUGGGUCGCCCAAGACUCAUUAUAUUGAUCAGACAUGCCCAGUCUGAGGGCAACAAAAACCGCGAGAUCCACCAGACGAUUCCCGACCAUAGAGUGAAGUUAACCCCGGAAGGAUGGCAGCAAGCCCGCGACGCCGGUCGUCGAUUACGAGCCAUGCUGCGCCCAGACGACACCCUCCAGUUCUACACCUCCCCGUACCGGCGGACGAGAGAGACGACCGAGGGUAUUCUCGAAACCCUGACCUCGGACGAUCCCGACCCUUCGCCCUUUAAGAGAGCCAAUAUGAAAGUCUACGAGGAGCCGCGGCUGCGCGAGCAGGACUUUGGAAACUUCCAGCCCUGCAGCGCCGAGAUGGAACGCAUGUGGCAAGAGCGUGCCGACUACGGCCAUUUCUUCUACCGUAUUCCUAACGGCGAGAGCGCUGCCGAUGCUUACGAUCGCGUAUCAGGUUUCAACGAGAGUUUGUGGCGUCAGUUCGGAGAAGACGACUUCGCCAGCGUCUGCGUCUUAGUCACCCACGGUCUCAUGUCUCGCGUAUUCUUGAUGAAAUGGUAUCAUUUCUCCGUCGAGUAUUUUGAAGACCUACGUAACGUGAACCACUGCGAGUUUCUCAUUAUGAAGAAGCAGGAAGACAGCGGCAAGUAUGACCUCCAGACCAAACUACGGACUUGGUCUGAGCUACGUCGGGAACGAGCUGCUAUCAAAGCCAAGGAGGAUAAGGAACUAGGCGAUACCGGGAAGGAGAAGGAACCCGGCAAGGCUCAGAAACAAAAUUCCACUCCCGCUCCGCCACGCCAGUGGGGUGGUUGUCCUCAAGGCUGUAAUCACGGCAAGAAUUUCAAGAUACGGGGUGACUUGGCUGAGCUACGGCAACACGACGAAAUCAGCGCUAAGCAUGCUUUCAAUUAUAUUACUGCUGAGGUUAAUGGCACUAUAGCCAGCCGCAGAAGCCCAGCUAAGAGAAUUCAAGGCCCAAACAAUUCCGAUGACGACUCGGAUGAUCCUCGCGGUAGAGCCCUUCCGCAUAUCGACGUGACAAAGGCUCAAGAAGAGGUUGUAUCCUCACCAGAUGGAACGCCAUCAUUUAUAACCAUCGAUGAUCGAUUGCGCAACGCGCUAAAGACUCCUCAGAAGUCCACCUUCCUUUACCUUGGUCGCGACUUCGGGGGUACUUACUCGGGACAUGCUAGCGAGGAGGAGGUUUCGGAGAAUGAUGCUCGCGAACGGCUCGCCGCUAAGGCCGCGCGUGUUAAGAAUGGCGAAAGGAGUGGACUAACAACUAAUGGCAGAGAGACCUCGAGUAGCCGUCAUUCCCAUGCCCACGCAAAUAGGCUCGGUGACGUGCCCAACAACUCUGACCAGGGGUCGGACGGCGGGGACGAGGCGGAGGACCUGGAUAAGGCUGAGAAGGAAGAUAGGAGCAUUCGAGGAAGCGUAUAUUAGGCUCUGAAGGAGCCUUUGAUUGGGUUUCAUAGCAUGUGCUAUUCAUUUUUUUCCACGUUGGCAAUACCCUUUACGACUAGCGCAUAUAUCGAAUAGAAUGGACCAAUGAAGCGUACAAAACAGACAAUACAAUGCCCUUGUUCUUUAUGUUCUUCUCACUAUGCGUCUUGAAAGAAGCAUCUAGUCAUUGAUAUCCCUUCUUUGUAAUGCACGUUCUACAAGCUCUCAGGAUGUAGAG
Messenger RNA from Daldinia caldariorum, 1821 nucleotides. Its product is annotated as phosphoglycerate mutase-like protein. NCBI's taxonomy places the organism in Eukaryota, Fungi, Ascomycota, Sordariomycetes, Xylariales, Hypoxylaceae. Bases 141 to 1583 code for a protein of 480 amino acids. Gene Ontology annotation, molecular function: phosphatase activity. The record is from RefSeq and is a predicted model, not a curated record. The transcript has 4 exons.